UAACCUUACCUCAAAGCAGCUAAUAUGAUAAAUAAAUAAAUAAAUAAAAGAAUAAACAAAAUAAGACCGCGCGCAAAUCUCCCGUCACUUGUUUCAGUUAUUUUGUAUUGGCUGUUGGCGAGUGUCUUGACGGGGUCCAUCGAGGCUCCCCUAUUUUACCGCUUCCUGGCCACUCCCGCUCGUGCCAGCUGACUUGACCACCACCAUUAGUUUCUUUAGGCACCCUAGCAUGACGCCGGACUAGUAAAAGUGAGGAAGUGACUUUGAAAACGGAGGAAAAAGGCGUUAAAUGUGUGGUGAUGGCGGUGAUGUCGGUGGCGGUGGUGAACAUUUAUUUUUUUGUAUUUUUCGUUCGUGGUUUAUUUCCCGCGUCUAGCAAGAACAUCAAAGCAAAUUGGAUAUCCACAGGUGUCCCCGGGUAAAGGAUGGAGGUGCCUGCUGCCCGAUGUGGCUAUGGCGGCGGCGGCGGUGGCAGUGGCGACGGCCCAGCAUUUCGACGCGCCCCUCCCUCCCGUCAUCCCCUUCAAGUCCCUCCCACGCGACCUCCUCACGCAGGACCCCUACGCCCACCUCCCCUUCUUUGUCCAGGACUCCCAUGACGUCCUGCACAACCAGAUCCUCCCGCCAGCCCCCUUCGGGUCGCCCCCUUCCCCCUCCUUCCAUCCUAAGUUCUCACAGCCUUUGCCCUUCCCUCCCUCACAUUCCAACCCUCAGCCCUUCCAUUCCCCUCAUGCCCCCAAAUUUCAGCCCUUCCCUCCCUUACAUCCCUCCAGUUCUCAGCCCUUCUCCCAUUCAUCUAAGCCUCAGCCCUUCCUUCCCUCCCACGCCUCCAAUCCUCAGCCCUUCUCCUCUUCUCAUGACUCCUCCUCCUUCCGAUCCCAUUCCUCCAGCCCUCUGACAGGACUCCACCAGGCUCCCCCGCCCCCUCAUCCUCACCAGACCCCACCGUCCACCCUCUUCAGGCCUCUCGGGCCCCCGCCCACCACCGUCGUUGACCCUCCCGCCGUGCACACCUUCGGCGGCUCCCUGGAAAAGUUCGGGUCCCUGGACAACUUUGGGCCCCCGGACAAGUUCGGGCCCCUGGACAACUUCGGGCCCCCGGACAAGUUCGGGCCCCUGGACAACUUCGGGCCCCCGGACAAGUUCGGGCCCCUGGAUAAGUUCGGGUCCCUGGACAAGGUUGAUGAAGUCCUCCCGCAGGAGCAUGCCGGGCCCGCCUUCCCGCCCUCCUCGGAUCCCCCGCGCUUCCCCUCCCACGGCUACGACAUUGAGUCCUACUUCAGCGACUUCCCCUCCUUCGGCUUUUUCGACUUCGAUCCUGACAAGGGAGGGCCAUCGGACAGCAGGCCCCUUCCCCCCUUCCCGACCUUCCCCGAGGACCUGCCUAUCGAUGAAGUCACGAGAGACACCUUUCCCGGCCAGCACGCCCCCGCCCAUCCCCCCAAGGACCUGUUUAAGUCCCUCAAUGCCUUCACACAACGCAGAGGUCGCUCUUUUGCCCCAGGUAUCUUCCGCAGUCGAGUGCCGCGGCGGGCUGCUCCCUUCCCUCCUCCCCCCGCCAUGCCCACUUUCCCGAAGCCCCGCCCUGAGUCCCAUGUCCCUUAGACUGCCACCAGAGGGCCUUGCCAUAUUCUAGGUGGUGUUAGUGUUUCCUCCACGCCAUAGGUCACUCUCCUUCCUCUGCUAUCAGACUAAUGUUUUCCAGCUGAUUCUUCAUACAGAUGAGCACAUUGAAAUUUUCUCACCGUUUUCCCACCAUUGGGCUGAAUACAUCUGAUUUUCCCCUCUGUGUCGCUAAAUAUUCCCUACCCUACACAUUUUCCCUCCCAUCUCUCUAGAGUCUAAACUGCUUCAUGUACCUAAAUUUCUUUGCUCCCUCGGGCUAGUGUGGGUGGCAUCGCGCAUCUCCCUCUGGCUUUCCGAGGGAUCAUUUUUAUUUAUUGUUGUUGAUCGACCGCCGAAUCGUCUAGUCAGUGUUUAGGAGCCAUUUAGGGGCCAGAAACUUAUUCUCGCUGCCGGCACACGAGGAAGAUUAUCUCGAGUCCUCAUUCUUGUAAGUCGGGUCCGCCAUAUGUGUUGGUGUCCAGAAUAACUUCGCUGUUGUCUUAAGUAGUAAUGUAACUUAUUCGUCUUACAGGAGUUGAUAAAUUUAUACGUAGACUUUCGUUCACUUUGGUAUAUGUUGUUCUGUUGUUGUUCUUCCCCAUUGCUGAACUGCCAUAUAAUAAUAAUAAUAAAAAAAAAAAAGGUUUUAUACUGUG
Messenger RNA from Eriocheir sinensis (Chinese mitten crab), 2261 nucleotides. RefSeq lists its product as uncharacterized. The transcript is spliced from 3 exons. The record is from RefSeq and is a predicted model, not a curated record. Lineage: Eukaryota; Metazoa; Arthropoda; Malacostraca; Decapoda; Varunidae. Bases 454 to 1605 code for a protein of 383 amino acids.